Messenger RNA from Pterocles gutturalis (yellow-throated sandgrouse), 232 nucleotides. Its product is annotated as signal-regulatory protein beta-1 isoform 3-like. The annotation marks the transcript as partial. NCBI's taxonomy places the organism in Eukaryota, Metazoa, Chordata, Aves, Pterocliformes, Pteroclidae. Gene Ontology annotation, cellular component: plasma membrane. The record is from RefSeq and is a predicted model, not a curated record. The transcript has a single exon.
CCCGUGAGGUGGCUGAAGGGCUGGGGUGAUGGGAACGAGACCAUCUAUGACCAGAGGUUCUCCAUCCCCCGCUUGACGAGGGCUGUGAGUGAGUCCAAUACAGACUUCAGCAUCCGCAUCAGGGAUGCUCGCCCCGAGGACGCCGGCACCUAUUACUGCGUGAAGUUCAGGAAAUCUGUGGUCGGUGAUGAGGUGUUUGCACGUGGAAAGGGCACGGAGGUGUCCGUACGUG